GUUGUAGCAUCACAGUCGUUAAACAGCAGAGAUCACGCCAAAACAGCGAAGACGCCGAAGAAAGUAGCAUUCGCAAAGUGAAUUAAGACGCAUUAGUAAACAUUUCGUAAAUUCGCGAUCGUGUGAUUAUAAUUUCGUUAAAAAAUAAACACAAAGUAAAUAAACAAUAAUGCCAAACAACAACAACAAACAACGCAACACUUUCACCUUUGUCAGCUUGCUGCUGCUCCAAAUGGCCGCGGCGCAGCGUCCCUCCUUUGCGGGCAUACGGCCACCGGGUCUCAAUCAGAAGGACAAAUACAACAUGAACAACAACGUCAACAAUAAUAACAACAACAGCAACGUGGAUAUUGGCAAUCGCUUUGGACAACCAGAUGAGCCACCAGCACUGGCGUUUGGUGCCACACAAAAGCCACCAGCGAGUUACAUACCAAUAGUAUUCCCCGAGUCCAACUAUCUGCAAUUGGCCACGCCAACCGCACGACCUGUAGCCGAUGGUAUUGCGAAUCGUUUUGGCAGCGGCGAUGCUGAUAAUGUGCAACCAAAUAUAAAUACAGUAAACAGCGCGGCCGCCAGACCCACCAAUGCUGGCGCGCCUGUGGUCGGUAGUGCGCCCAAUCGCUUGCCAAUCGACGCGAAAGACGAUAGAGAGCUGGUGGCCAUACUUAAUCGCUUGCCCGAGGAUCAAAGGCCUUUCUGGUUCAUCAACGCCGCGGCGAUCGAAGCGCAAAGAAACGGUUCAUUCGCGAAUUUCGCCGGCGCCAUCAACUCGCGGGGCAGCUUCUUCGGCUAAAGUGUUAGCCAAUUACAUACACAAACGCAUCCACACAUGGAUUCGCUCGCCUGCGCAUUUCUAACAUUUAAGUUUAAGCUUUUAGUAUUUAUUAUUUAUUAUUUGUAUUUUAUAUAUUUUCAAAUAUGUUGAAGUUAGUCAUAACCGAUUCCAUAACUUUAUCCAUAACCGAAAUAUUGUACUGCUUGCCAGCCUGCGCUGUUCGAGUAUGAAAAUUGCAUUAUUCUUAUGUUAAGUAUACACCAUUUGGCAUAUAGCUAUAUAUGUACACAAAGUAUAUACAUGCAUGUACAUAUGUAUUUCAGUAGCACAAAUUACUUGCCAAAGCAAUUGUUUUUGAGCGAGCCAUACUUGCCUUUGUUCGAAACGUAAAUUCUCAUGUCACAAAAAAGUGCUAAAGCAAUCACAAAAGCAUCACUGAGCAAAAAGUUGUAAACAACAAUAAAAAUAACCCAAAAAGUGGGAUUUGCAAUAACAA
Bactrocera neohumeralis is the source of this 1271-nucleotide messenger RNA. RefSeq lists its product as uncharacterized. The transcript has a single exon. Lineage: Eukaryota; Metazoa; Arthropoda; Insecta; Diptera; Tephritidae. The record is from RefSeq and is a predicted model, not a curated record. Bases 170 to 793 code for a protein of 207 amino acids.